This is a messenger RNA of Penicillium manginii, 213 nucleotides long. RefSeq lists its product as uncharacterized. NCBI's taxonomy places the organism in Eukaryota, Fungi, Ascomycota, Eurotiomycetes, Eurotiales, Aspergillaceae. The record is from RefSeq and is a predicted model, not a curated record. Bases 1 to 213 code for a protein of 70 amino acids. The transcript has a single exon.
AUGAAGAGGCCCGAUGAUAUCGGCAAUGAUGGAGGGAGGUCAGUCAGCUCCGCUUGCCAUGACACAGCAUGGUGUGACACUGGUGAGUGGCUGAGGAUGAAUGAUGAUCAUGAGUGGUUCGAGGAUGCCAAGACCCAAAGUGGCGGACCACUGGGCGUGGAUCAAAUAUCCGAUGAUGUCACUGAGCAUCCAUUGGUCCCCUUGAGUAAAUAA